Impatiens glandulifera is the source of this 1310-nucleotide messenger RNA. RefSeq names its product protein THYLAKOID ASSEMBLY 8-like, chloroplastic. The record is from RefSeq and is a predicted model, not a curated record. Bases 178 to 960 code for a protein of 260 amino acids. Gene Ontology annotation, molecular function: protein binding. The transcript has 3 exons. Lineage: Eukaryota; Viridiplantae; Streptophyta; Magnoliopsida; Ericales; Balsaminaceae.
AAACGAUACGGCCGCACCUACUAACAAACAACACUACUCUACUGUAGCUCUUUCUCACCCUGUCCACUACCGGACCGCCAUAACUGGCCGCGCACUGACACACACACUACUCUCACUGCAACCUAACUCAACUUGACCACCAUCGGGCGUCCGCCAUCGUUUGAAGCUCCCUGAAUCAUGUCGAAGGCACCACAGCUCGUUUCAUUUCAGGUCUUACGGAACUUUUUGAGGAAACUAACUUCUACAAAUCCAUCAUUUUCUUCGAGUUCAUUUGUCUUUUCGAGAACCCCAUUCUCACCCUCAAUCUCUCGCGACCCACCGUCGCUAUUCGCUAAUGGAACUAGUAUCCGCCAUUACCACGACGGAAGGCCGAGAGGAUCGCUCUGGAAGGGAAAGAAGCUGAUUGGAAAAGAAGCUCUCUUCGUAAUCUUAGGAUUGAAGAGAUUUAAAGACGACGAUGAGAAAGUCGAAUCUUUCAUUAAAACCCACGUCCUCAGGCUCCUGAAGAUGGACAUAAUUGCUGUACUGGGAGAGCUCGAACGCCAGGACGAAGUUAAUCUGGCUCUCAAGAUAUUUAAGAGAGUUUUACAGCAAGAUUGGUACAGGCCCGAUGCUUAUCUAUACAAGGAUUUAAUCAUUUCCUUAGCUAGAAGCAAGAGAAUGGAUGAGGUUAUGGAACUGUGGGAAAGCAUGAAAAAUGAUAAUAUAUAUCCAGAUGCUCAAACCUAUAGUGAGGUUAUUCGUGGGUUUUUGAAGUAUGGAUCACCUGCUGAUGCCAUGAAUAUCUAUGAAGAUAUGAAGAAAUCACCAGAUCCACCUGAAGAAUUACCAUUCAGGAUAUUGCUCAAGGGGCUUUUGCCUCAUCCUUUAUUGAGGAACAAAGUCAAGCAAGAUUUUGAGGAAAUUUUUCCUGAUCAAAGAAUUUAUGAUCCUCCAGAAGAUAUCUUUGGACCAAGUUAAAGGGUAUAUAUGCACUUUCAUCAUUUUUUGACGAGCCAACUCUGAUAGUAGUCACAAUCAUUCAGAAAUGUCUCCAAUAUUGCUUUUAAUUGACUAGAUGUGAUGAGUUGUGAGUUCUGGAUUUCACUUUCUGCCAUGUAUGUGAAAAAAAAGGAAGCUGUCUAGGAAAUGGUAUUUAUACACAUUCAUUGAGAAUGUAGUAGCUUUGUCAUUGAAGUAUGUAAAAGACUGGUCUUUUAAUGAUUUGUAGCUCUUGCAGUGCAUGGUUUAGACCAAAAUUGGUGAUUACUACUAGUAUCCAUCACUAUAGUUUAAAAGUUGUGGAACAAAAUAAUGAAUUUUACAAAAUU